UUCCAGUUCCAUUCCACACACACCACACCAUGAGACUUACCACUGAACCACACCCCACGACGUCGCCCUGUCCUUCUCUUCUCUCCGACUCUCCUCCUCCAUCUCCCACACGACGUCGGCUUCCGCAUCCCGAUUCGCCGCCGGACUCGCCCCUCCGAUGGAGGAUGGAGAAUGCAGGGGAGCCCCGUGAAUGCAGGUAAUACCCCUCGGAAUCCCUUCCUCGGCGCCGGAUCUCGUGGUUCCGCUCUCGACUAGCAUUGUUGGACGGCCUUCUUCCUAAGAUGUCUCGGCAGGCGACCCCCGCGCAUUUCCAUAAGUCCAAGACACUUGACAACAAAUACAUGAUCGGGGAUAAAAUAGGGAAAGGGGCGUAUGGGACAGUGUACAGGGGUCUUGACCUGGAGAACGUGGACUUCGUGGCGAUCAAGCAGGUCUCCUUGGAGAAUAUCCUGCAAGAGGAUCUGAAUUUUAUUAUGCAAGAAAUUGAUCUACUAAAGAAUCUCAAUCACAAAAACAUAGUGAAAUAUCUUGGGUCCAUCAAGACAAAGACUCAUCUACACAUUGUUCUCGAGUAUGUGGAAAAUGGUUCUCUUGCUAACAUCAUCAAACCUAAUAAAUUUGGACCAUUCCCUGAACCAUUGGUAGCUUUCUAUAUUGCUCAGGUCUUGGAGGGUUUGGUCUAUUUGCAUGAGCAAGGUGUUAUUCAUCGAGAUAUCAAGGGUGCCAACAUCUUGACCACAAAGGAGGGCCUUGUUAAACUUGCUGACUUUGGUGUCGCAACAAAACUCACAGAAGCAGAUGUCAAUGCACAUUCUGUAUUUGGGACACCAUAUUGGAUGGCUCCUGAGGUUAUUGAAAUGUCUGGUGUUUCAGCUGCAUCAGACAUCUGGAGUGUUGGUUGCACAGUCAUAGAGUUGUUAACAUGUGUACCGCCAUAUAGUGAUCUACAACCAAUGCCCGCACUUUUUCGAAUAGUUCAGGAUGAGCAUCCUCCCAUACCUGAGGGUCUUUCACCUGAUAUUACUGAUUUUCUUCUUCAGUGUUUUAAAAAGGAUGCAAUGCAGAGACCAGAUGCUAAAACACUAUUAUUGCACCCAUGGAUUCAAAAUUCAAGGCGUGCUUUGCAGUCCUCACUACGACAAAAUGGUGGAUCAUUAAAGUACAUUGAGGAUGAUUCUACACCAGAAAAUGACAACUCAAAUGUAGAUAAUGGGAGCGAAAGCCCAUCAACAGAGAAGAGAAAGAGCAGAACUUUUGAUCCUGAACAAGAUGAAUAUAUAAAGGAACAUUUUGCCACUGAUUUAUCUCAUAUUAAAAGUGAUAAUGAGGGCCAAAAGCCUAUUCCUCUUCAGCAUACCUUAUCCAAUGGUGUAGAAACUAAGCAAGAAGAUGGGCCAUCUGCUAAAGAUCCUACCAUAGCUAUCCAUGACAAACUAUCUUGCAAAUCUUCUGCUGGAGCAGUUUUAAGCAGUCCAGUAGCCCUAGAAGCCCAAGGGGGUUUAAGUUUUGAUGAAAGCGACAGGUUCUCAUUUGGAACUAGAACUGAGAGAAACAUUAUUCAGAAGGUCGCACAACACUCCAAUGAUAAUGGCGAUGGUGGAGUCAGUAGGUUUAGUGACACUCCAAAAGAUGCUUGCUUGGAGGAUUUAUUCCAGCCACUAGAUAGACAGAGAAAUCAAGGUGCUGAAGAUUCAUCAUCUUCUGCUGGUCAGCAAAAUGAUUUGGCUAAAGAGCUCAAAGCUAGGAUGGCUCAAAAGCAAUUAGAAACCGAACAGAGCAACGGCGGGAAGCUUUUAGAAAUUGUUAUGAAUUUGCAAGAUGACAUGAUUGAUAUUGAUGGUUCAGUCUUUAACGAAAACCUUCCACCAGAUAAUCUUUUCCCUCUUCAGUCUAUUGAAUUUAGCAAAAUAGUCAGCUUGUUAAAGCCUGAAGCAUCAGAAGAUGUACUACUGACAUCAUGUCAAAAGCUUCUGGAGUUUUUCACUCAAUGCCCUAGGCAGAAACAUGUUUAUAUGUCACAACAUGGUUUUCUUCCAUUGAUGGAACUUCUUGACAACCCAAAAAACAGGGUUAUAUGCUCAGUACUCCAAAUUAUCAAUCAUAUAAUCAGGGACAAUACUGGUUUUCAAGAAAAUGCUUGUCUAGUUGGCCUUAUUCCAGUUGUAAUGAACUUUGCAGUCACUGAUUGGCCAAGGGAGGUCCGCAUGCAAGCUGCAUUUUUCCUCCAACAGCUUUGCCAGUCCAGUACUUGGACAUUGCAAAUGUUCAUUGCAUGUCAAGGAAUACCAGUCCUGGUGGGCUUCCUUGAGGCUGACUAUGGAAAGUACAGGGAAAUGGUUCAUCUUGCCAUUGAUGGCAUGUGGCAAGUUUUUAAGCUUCAGCACUCAACCCCAAAGAAUGACUUUUGUCGAAUUGCUGCGAAGAAAGGCAUACUUAUUAGACUUGUUAACACCCUUUAUAGCUUGAAUGAAGCAACUCGUCUGAGUUCUGUAGCUGGCGGGGGUUUAUCCAUUAUACAAAAUAGGUCGGCUCUAAAACCAAGAUCUGGUCCUCUAGACCCUCUCAGUCGGCCUUCUGUCAUGCAGGGUGAAUCACCAAUUUCACACAUGGGUCAAAUUGAUACUUCAAAGAUUAGGUUUGACCAUCGUUUUUCAUCUAGAGCAUUAGAGAAAACACAAAAUCCAGCUUGUCAUUCUCAAUGGACAGAUGCAACCCAGUUGGACAAACAAUUUUUUGGUGGAGAUAACGUCUACUCUAACCAUGCUAUAUUGGAAGAUUCAAAGGAUAAUGCACACCAUAGUUUGUGGGAUCAUGAGCCUUCUUGUGGGGAUGCUGACUUGCCAAGGCAUCUUGGUAAGAAUUCUGCUAGUAGAACUUCUACUGAUAAGCCACAAAAGCAUAUGGAAUUUGCAUCAAAUGGUCAUUCUGGUGGUCCAAUUCAAUUAACAUCUCAGAAUGAACAAAUUCGACCACUUUUAAGCUUUCUGGAAAAGGAACCACCAUCUCGACAUGUUUCAGGACAACUUGAUUAUGUUCGUCAUAUUUCUGGGCUAGAAAGACAUGAAAGUAUAUUGCCACUACUGCAUGCAUCAAAUGAGAAGAGGACAAAUGGUGAACUUGAUUUUCUGAUGGCAGAAUUUGCAGCGAUGUCAAGACAUGAGCAAGAAAAUGGUAGCAUGGAUUGUAAUAUGAAACUUUCAAGCAAAGCAAGCAAGAUGGCUUUGCCUGCAAUGGGGUCAACAAAUUCAAAUGAUGGAGCUUCCACAUCAGGAUUAGUGUCACAGAACACAACUGGUAUUUUAUCUGGAUCUGGUGUACUGAAUGCAAGACCUGGUAGCACUACGUCAUCUGGAUUGCUGUCGCAGAUGGUGUCUUCGUCAAAUGCUGACGUGACAAGGGAAUAUCUUGAGAAAGUUGCAGAUCUUCUAUUAGUUUUUGCACAAGCUCACACUUUGGUGAAAUCCUACUUGUGUAGCCAGAGCUUGCUUACGCGCCUUUUUCAGAUGUUCAAUAAGAUGGAGCUACCUAUUCUCUUGAAGAUCCUGAAGUGCAUCAACCAUUUGUCCAUGGAUCCAAAUUGCUUAGAAAGUCUUCAGCGUGCCAAUGUAAUCAAAUAUUUGAUUCCUAACCUUGACCUCUGUGAAGGAUCCCUUGUUUCACAGAUACAUAAUGAAGUCCUCAAGGCACUAUUCAACCUUUGCAAGAUCAACAAGAGGAGACAGGAACAGGCUGCAGAAAAUGGAAUUAUUCCACACUUGAUGAAUUUUAUCACUUCGGAUUCACCACUCAAACAAUAUGCAUUGCCUUUACUAUGUGAUAUGGCUCAUGCUUCUCGAAACUCAAGGGAGCAGCUGCGAGCUCAUGGAGGAUUGGAUGUGUACUUGAACCUGUUGGAGAAUGAGGCUUGGGCCGGUAUAACUUUAGAUUCAAUUGCCGUCUGUUUGGCUCAUGAUAAUGAGCAGAGAAAAGUAGAACAAACCUUGUUGAAGAAGGAAUCAAUUCAUAAAUUAGUGAAGUACUUCUGCAACUGCCCGGAGCAACAUUUUGCGCAAAUUUUAGAGCCUUUCUUGAAGAUACUUACGAAAUCACCCCGAAUUAAUACAGCUAUGGCUACCAAUGGUCUGACAACAUUGCUAGUCGCACGACUUGAACAUCAAGAUGCUAUUGCACGACUUAAUCUUCUGAAACUAAUAAAGGCUGUUUACGAGCACCAUCCUAGACCAAAGCAACUAAUUGUGGAGAAUGAUUUGCCUCAGAAGCUUCAGAAUCUGAUCGAAGAACGCAGAGAUGGUCAGACAUCCGGAGGCCAAGUCCUAGUCAAGCAAAUGGCGACUGCUUUACUAAAAGCUCUUCAUAUCAACACUGUUUUGUAGAUAUUCCAUCCACAUUCCGAAAGAAUUGUAACAUAAUAUUGUUAGUUUUUUUUGUCUCCUUUUUCCUUAAGUACAGGUUUUAGAGGUGAGCUAUUUUAUUUUUGUAUUUUUAGUUAUGCUGAUAUUUUUACCCCGCUACAAUCGUGCGAGAAGUAAUUUGUACUGUAUAUUUGUUGGCGUACAUAUAAACCUUUAUUUUAUUUAUGUUCCUAGAUUCAAUUGAUGCCUAAGAACAUCCUUCCUGUUGCAGUCAGUACAUUGCUCUGAAUUUACAUAUUCAAGAGUUUUUGGUGAUACGUGUCCGUGGUGACCACCUAGAAGCACCUAGGCGGUGCUGGCCAGCAUUAAUAGGAAUUGGAGGAGGAAGAAGAAGAAACAACAACGUGCUCUGAGCCUUGCUGGAUCCCUACAGGGGCUUUUGCUACCAAACUGCGAUUCAGCAGGGCUGUUGACCUCGGUGAAUCCAUGGGCGUUCAGUAGACAAAUGGAAUUCGUUUGCAGAAGGCAAAAAGUAAAUGAGGCCACUGGCCACCAAACCAGACAGAGAUAUCAUAAGCCAGUUGUAUGACGAAUCGAAGCCUUUAAUUUUGGAUUCAGGCAAAUGGCGAGAACAUUUUGAUUCCGGACUAGUAGAAUAGCUUGUCAUGUCUUGUCAUAUCCUUAUCGGUGUCGACUAAAGGUUCUUGGAUUAGAAGGAGAAAAAAGGUGUGUUGAUCUGGAUGCCACUGCCAGCUGAUGAACACAGAGCCUGCCAGCCUGGUGUUUGAUUUCAAUAGAUAUCUUCUUCCAAACCCCACAAGCUGUAGACCAUCUUCUGGCCCUUCAUAUUUUAUUGUAAUCACCAAACUUAUCAUCCUCAAAUGCUCAGAAAUAAUGGCCAGAAGAUUGUGGUCCCUUAUCCCAAUCUUAUCGCAGUAAUUGACAAAGAUUGGCAGGGAAAGGAUGCUUAUGGCUGCUCAUGUCCAGGGGACAGGAAAGACGGCACGGAGCCAAGCCAUAGCUGGACUGAUGAGUUUCAAAGGAGAUCUAUUACAGUGUACAACUUUGCUCGCGAAGAGAGGAGGAAGCAAUCGAAGGCUCCUAAUCGUCCUAUGAAUCUAAAGUACUCUUGCAAUUUUCCAUUGUUAUUGCCUACCAAGUCCAAAAGAUAAUCAAAGCACACCAUAUUAUUUUAUUGGCAUCAAAUGAAUGAUAAUAAUAGCAAUAAUACAAUUUGAUAA
This is a messenger RNA of Zingiber officinale, 5593 nucleotides long. RefSeq names its product MAP3K epsilon protein kinase 1-like. Gene Ontology annotation, cellular component: cytoplasm. Lineage: Eukaryota; Viridiplantae; Streptophyta; Magnoliopsida; Zingiberales; Zingiberaceae. The transcript is spliced from 26 exons. Gene Ontology annotation, molecular function: ATP binding; protein serine/threonine kinase activity. Gene Ontology annotation, biological process: protein phosphorylation. The record is from RefSeq and is a predicted model, not a curated record. The coding region runs from base 282 to 4373 and encodes 1363 amino acids.